Haliotis rufescens (red abalone) is the source of this 1191-nucleotide messenger RNA. RefSeq lists its product as uncharacterized. Lineage: Eukaryota; Metazoa; Mollusca; Gastropoda; Lepetellida; Haliotidae. The transcript is spliced from 5 exons. The record is from RefSeq and is a predicted model, not a curated record. Bases 39 to 1046 code for a protein of 335 amino acids.
UGAAGUCAGUAAUUGUAUCACAUCACUGACGCGCAAACAUGACAUCCCUGACGCUUGUGUUGCUGUUGACCAUUACCUGUGUCUUCGUAAAUAACUCUUAUGGCUGGUCAGCGACGAGGCAGUAUGUAGAGCUUGAGACAGACACCCAGUAUAACUACCAGUCAUUGCAGGAGGUGGAUGUGAAGAUAAGAUCACAAGCCACAUCCUUCAAGUUCAAAAUCCAGGCUUCAAAUGACGCCCACGUGGCUUUGCUCACCUAUGAUGGCGAAACGGGACAGAACAUGUACGAAAUCGUCCUCGGUGGAUUUAGCAAUACGCGAUCUAUAAUCAGAAACAGCAGACAGGGAAUCAACAGGGUCGAAGCAUUUCAUUCUCCUCUCAGUUCCACGGAAUUCCGCGACUUCUGGAUCAGUUGGGAAGGAGGUGUGAUAUCAGUGGGCACAGGAACGACUGUUGGCGCAGGACAGUUCAUGACCUGGACGGACCCAGCUCCCUAUGAUGUCAACUAUCUCGCCGUCACAACGGGGUUCGGGUCUUCUGGGUCCUGGCAGUUUGAUUCUGAUGGAGGCAUGUCCAGUGGGGCACCUGUAGCAGGUGUUGCAACAGACAAUGUCUACCAGUACCAGUCUGUUACCACCCGUGGCGUCCGCUUGACACGAAGACGAAACUGUAUUCCGGCCCUCGUGUUCUGGGUACGGGCCUCUCACGACGCCCACAUUGCCUUGGUCGCCAACGACGGCGACACUGAUAAUAACAUGUACGAGAUCGUCAUUGGAGGAUUUGGCAACACAAAGUCUGUCAUCCGAGAAAGUAUGCAGGGCACAAACGAGGCAUUUGCUCUUCACAAGCCUCUCUCUCCGGAUCAGCAUUUACCAUUCUGGAUAAGCUUUAACAAUGGUCGAGUAGCAGUGGGAUAUGGCGUCACUGUGGGAAGACGGGAGUUCAUGUCGUGGACGGACGCAACACCCAACAACAUCGGAUACAUCAGCAUCACCACGGGAUUUGGCUCUGAUGGACACUGGCUCUUCUAUGCAAGAGACAGAUAAUUGGAUGAAGUGGCGCCUUUACAAUAAACAUUUGGGCAUACUGCAAUAAUUUCGACUGUUACUCUGAUUUAUAUGCUUCUUUUUUUCCAUAUACACAAAAGAAUAAAACUGUACAUUAAAUGAAAUAAACCAAUCCGCAACUGCA